AUGGCAGAUCGGUGUAAGCUUUCUGCUGCCAUUGUAUCCGGUUCUGUGGAAAGGUCCUACUUGCUCAAGGUAGAUGGCUUCAAAGGGCACGACUGGGUUCUGAGGUAUUACCCAAACGGUGGUAGAUCGGAAAUCGGUGAUUCUGCCCGUUACGUAUCCCUGGUUGUUGAAUGUUGUGAUGCUAUUGAUGACCUACCAAAACCACACAUUGAUCUGCGUGAUAGAGAUGGGCAACCAGAACCACCAUACGUCGUCAGCACCAUCUAUUCAUGUCCAGGGUACCCUAUGUCUGCAGGCCUCACUUCAUAUUAUCUCUUCCUCAUAGAUAAGGCGGAGCUGGAGCAAUCAGGUGAUAUAAUAGAUGACUGUUUCAGCAUUAGGUGUGUUCUUACUCUCAGUGAAGAGACUAUGGAUGACCGGUUUGUUGUGGUUCCUCCAAGCAACCUGCACCUGCAUUUCGCCGACCUGCUAGAGAGCAUGGAUGGAGCGGACGUGACGUUUCAUAUCGGCGGGCAGAUGUUCUCGGUUCAUAGGCUCAUUCUCGCCGCGAGGUCACCUGUUUUCAGGGCGGAGCUCCUCGGAGCCAUGAAGUUAUGCAGCCACAUUGAUGCCAACAUGGCGGCGACCAGUUUGGUCUUAGCUGAGCAGCAUUGCUGCAAUGGACUCAAGGAAGCCUGUCUACAGUUCCUUGCUUCUCCUUCCAAUUUGGAGGCGAUGAUGGCAAGUGAUGGCUACAAACAUCUCAAAAGCAGUUGCCCAUCUGCCCUCAAGGAGUUGAUUGCUAGGCUCCUGCCGCCUUAUAUGAAAGCUGCCAAGGAUAUUGUCAUGGCACUUUAG
Triticum aestivum (bread wheat) is the source of this 837-nucleotide messenger RNA. Its product is annotated as BTB/POZ and MATH domain-containing protein 3-like. NCBI's taxonomy places the organism in Eukaryota, Viridiplantae, Streptophyta, Magnoliopsida, Poales, Poaceae. Gene Ontology annotation, biological process: protein ubiquitination. The record is from RefSeq and is a predicted model, not a curated record. The transcript is spliced from 2 exons. The coding region runs from base 1 to 837 and encodes 278 amino acids. Gene Ontology annotation, molecular function: protein binding.